CUUACUCAUCUUUAUUCUUGAUUCUUACAGAACUUCAGUUGUGACCAUGAGUUGUCUGCUAAACAAUGUUCAGAGGUUGUAGCAUAUGAACAUUUGUUAAGAGAGAAAUUGUAUCCAGCCCUUAUAUAUUUAUGGUGGGUUGAACCAAAAAGUUAUUAUGAUGUAAUACAUAAGUGGUACUUUAGCAGUAUGCCAUUUCCACAUAAGUUUUGGUAUCCGGGAAAAUUCCACAAGGGGCACACCGAUUUGAUUAACAGCAUAUUUGAUGACUCCUGUGAUACUCAUACGAUUGAGACUGAGUUACAUAAACAAGCCCAAGAAUGUUUAACCAUGUUAUCAAAUCGCCUAGGUGACCGAGAAUAUUUCUUUGGUCGCUCUCCUUCCACUAUAGAUGCUCUGAUAUUUUCAUAUUUGGCAUUAUUACUAAAGGUCGAUUUAAAAGUACAAGUCUUGCAGAACCACAUUAAAGCAUGCCCUAACCUUUCUCGAUACGUAACGAAAGCAAUUCAGAGGUUUUUCCCUUCAGACUUUCGUGCUGAGGAACAUCAUAAGAGAAAGGGUCACAAAAGAAGCGACAUUAGAGAUUCUCCUGCAAAAGAUGACAUACCGAAUAAAGGGAGAAAUUUACUACUUUCUGGGCUCAUUGCGUUCACAGCAAUGUUUGGUUAUGCAAUAGCAGCAGGUUUAGUUCAGGUUGAUAUGGGUGAGCCACCAGAGGAAGAAGAGGACUAUGACUACAGAUAUGAAGAAUAUGGAGGGGAAAGUGGAGGUAGUGGUGAAUAGAUAUACAACGAUAUUAGUUCAUGGCAGAAUACAAAGUUUUGAAGAAUGUAGUGUAUGUGAAACAAUACAGAACUUUACUGUGAAUUGUUCAAGAAAUUAAUUGUACAGCUUCAGCAUGGCAGUUCUUGAUAAAGUUGUGUAUUGUUCACAGAUAAAGUGCUUUGCCUAUUAUAAAAUGUGAAUCAGUUUUUAAAGACUCAAAGUGUAAAUGAUUCUGAUGUUUAGUAGCAGUUUCAUGGUUACAUAACUGAUUAUAAUUGUAAAUGCUGUUAUCUAUGCAAUCAGAGGGAAGGUGUAAAAUUUUGAAUGUUUUCUGUUUAUGUAAAAACUUUCUAUUUGUUCAUCACCUAAAAAUUACAAGUGCAGUAUGGAAAUUACACUUAAUGGACUUCAUUCUUUGCAGAAAUAAACCAAAUGCAUAUAGAGAAGCACCUUGAGUAAAUUCCAUGAAAACAAUGGAAAACCAUUUUCAGAGUUUAUUCAGGAGUCAAAGGCUUGUGUCUAAAGUCAUUAGUAACUAUCAUAGUAUAAUGUUUCUAUUCAAGCUGUCUAAGUAUGGAUGUUAUAUAAAAGAUCAAGUUGAUAGCUCUCACCUCUUUCUUCACAGAUAUCCAAGGGGUUUAGUCUGUUUACAACAACUAACUGUUACUUGGAGGUCACUUAUCCUCUGUGCUUACUAGACCAAACACUGUGUAAUCCUUUUAUUCUAAUCAAAUAGCCAGGCAAUGUGUAGGUACAGUGGUCCCCUCGUAUUUGCUGGGGAUGCGUACAAGACCCCCCUCCCCCCUGAAUAGCUAGAACCCACGAAUAGUUGGAACCCCUAUAAAAAUACUUAAAAUGGCCUAUUUGUUAGUUAAUAAAACUUAGGAAAACCCUACUAAAAAUGUUUAUACUGGUUUUUUAAGUGUGAUUACAAAAAGUGCAUUUAAUGAUGAAAUUGAUAAAAAAAACAGGAAUUUGUGGAUAUUUCUCAUAGAAUAAUACUGCAAAUAUUCGAAUUUCCCAUGAAUAGUGGGUGGAUAUGUUCCAGAGAGAAAUCUGUGAAUGUGAGAGUCCACAAAUCCGGAGAAUGGGGCCCCACUGUACCAUUACUAGUAAAGCAUUGUUAUUGUUUUAGUCAUAACAAAUACCAGUUGGUUCAGUAGAAAUGCAUACUAAAGUCUAUUUUAUUCAAUCUGUCCACUCACCCAUGCAGGUUUUGGGUAGAUGUGGUAAUACUCAAGGUUUGGAUUGGCUGAAAACAAUGUUUUUGGUAGCAUGGGCUUACUGUUAUAAAGAUGAAAACUGUUUCUUCAGUAAUGUAUCAGAUUGAUAUACUCAGACUCUUCACAUCCUCAUAUAUAGACCAUGAACAUGCUGAUUCAUAUAUAGAUAAUACAACAAUGCAAGCGUACCAAAGAUGGAAAUCAAGCAAAGAUGAACGAUGGGCUUUUAAUAGUUGUUUUAUUUCAUUAUAAGUAAUUAAAGACAUCAAUUAUGUGAGUCAAAGGAAAGAUAUUUUUAAUCAUUUCUUGCAUGUUAAUUACAUGAGUGGGGUAUUAUUUUAGAUAGUAUAAAGUAUUGGUAUCAGUGAGGCUGUUUGGGGUAGGUAAAAGGAACAGCCACAUCAACAUUGGCCAGAAGGUGGGAAAUUUCAGCUGAUACAUGUGAGUGGUAUUGCAGUUUUCUUUCCUGAACACUCUGGAUCUUUAAUUUUUUCUUGAGCAUACAAAUUAUUCAGUUAGCUCAGUGGUGGGGCAGUUUCAGGAGUAUUUUGCCAAAUAACUUAUCAAGCAAAAGUUUGAAAUCUCACUGAGUUCCCAUUAUCUUUUGUAUUGACAUAUAUACAGAAUUAAAGGCUUGCCCAGACAUAUUUUAUAUUGGUAAGACAUGGGAACGACAUUUAGAUAAAAUGAAUAAAUAAUUUUUACAAUGAGCAAGCAAUUUUGACUUAUAUGGAAUGAAAGUUUGCUUAAAGUGACAACAGUAAAAGGAAAUAUCUGCCAUAUCAUUGGCAUAAGUGUCGUUUUCUUGUCAGUGCUUUAUGUUUUAAUAGUCGACAUCAUUCAGUUAUUUUUCCAGUUUACAGAUGCGAACAAAACUUUGACUAUUAUUUUCAUGUUCAUGCAAUGAAAUUUUACAUAAGAUAAAGUUUGAAAGAUAAGAAACUCUUGGGAUCUGAAUAGUUUGUGGGCAUAAGGCUACUUGUAGCCUGGGCUACAUAGAUAAAACAUAAUUGUUGAAAGCCUGUCAUUCAGUUGUGUUUGAUAUGAGUAGACUGUCUGGUACAAGCUCAUCUUUCUUGUGCUUGCAUAGGUAUAUUUUCAAUACAAAAUGGCAUGUUUAUGAUAUAUACGUAUAUGCAGAAGAUAGGUACUGUGUCGUACCUCUUAAGUAAAUGGGGAUACAAUCCACAAUGAUGUAAAAUCCUUGUAGUGUUAUAGAAUAUACUGUAUUUCUUGUACAACAACUUUUAGCUUUCAACCAUCAGCUGUGGUCUUGUUCACAAUAAGACCACAGCUGAUGGUUGAAAGGUAUAGGUUGUUGUACAAGAAAUAUAUACAGGCGGUCCCCGGGUUACGAUGGGGGUUCCAUUCUUGAGACGCGUCAUAAGCCAGAACAUCGUCAAAAAUCCUAAGAAAACCUUACUUUUAAUGCUUUGGGUGCAUUGAAAACUAUGUAAACUGCAUUCUUAUGCCAUUUUUCAUCAAAAAACCUUCAAACAUUGAUUAUUUUGCAUUUUUGGUGUCAUAUAUCAUCUCCCAGAUGAGCGUUGUAGGCGUCGUAACCCUGGAAAUAACGUCUAUUGACAAGCGUCGUAACCUCGGAACGUCGUAAGCCGACACCGUUGUAACCCGGGGACUGCCUGUAUUCUAUAAAACUACAAGGAUUUUACAUCAUUGUGGAUUGUAUCCCCAUUAUAUAUA
Messenger RNA from Macrobrachium nipponense, 3689 nucleotides. RefSeq names its product metaxin-1-like. The record is from RefSeq and is a predicted model, not a curated record. Gene Ontology annotation, biological process: mitochondrion organization. The transcript has 7 exons. Bases 190 to 783 code for a protein of 197 amino acids. Gene Ontology annotation, cellular component: SAM complex; cytoplasm. NCBI's taxonomy places the organism in Eukaryota, Metazoa, Arthropoda, Malacostraca, Decapoda, Palaemonidae.